AUGGGCGGCUACGAUGACCGCGACGACUAUCGCCGCUCUUCCUCCUCGUCUUACCAUAGAUCUCGCACCAGUAAGCAUGAUGCCUCGUCUUCCUCCUCCUCCUACAGAAGCCACGGACAUGCGCCGACCAGACGCCGUUCUCGUUCUCCUUCCUCGCAUGCCCAUACCCAUACCCAUUCCCACUCUUCACGAAGUCACCGUGAUCGCACCACCGAGCCCUCUCUGAACGGCGCUGGCUACGAUCGGCGGUACGAUCCAGAUCAUCAUCGAGAACGGGACAGGCGCGACUACGAUUCUCGUGCUCACGCUCACCGUGAUGACUGGCACUCCCAUAGUGAAGCGCCGAGGCAUGGCAGCCGCAGGCGAUGGGAUGAGGGUGCUCCCACGCACCAGGUAGCUACAGCCACCGUUACCGCUGCAGAAGUAGUGUCAGCGUCAACCAGUGCUUACGACGCCCUUCCAUCCAGACCAGCCGUACCGCCUCCUGGCGCGACCCCAGGACCACCCCCCACCCUCCCAUCCGCACUGCCAACAUCAGCGCCUUCGACCAAUGCGACCUCUUCGGGCGCCGCUCCAGUGUCAGCAGAAGAGCAAGCGAAACUGGCAAAGAAGGCGCGACUCGACGCAUGGCGCAAGGAUCAGGCCGCCAAAAAGGCGCUCGAGGAAGCCAGGCAGCGAGCUCAGUCCAUCGCCAGUGCCGUCGCACCGGCUAUCCAGCGCACACCAGCCUCCACUGCUGCUUCCUCUUCUUCGAAUCCGCAGUCGCUUUCGACUCCCAUCAAUGCAACUGGUCUUCGUACGCUGUCUCUGCGAACGGACCCAUCCAGGACCAGUGCACAAAACCGAUCGCGUACCAUGAUGGAAGACGCGUCCGAACCGUCGACCCGCAUGCAUCUCCACCGCCUUGGUGAUCUGCCUCCUCUCGAUCCAUCUAUCGACGCACCACGCAAAGGCACAUUUGCAGGUGACGACGUCGACGACGAUGAUGAUGCCAAUGCACAACCUGGACCGGCGACACAGACAGGCGCGUCUAACGCUGACAUGGAGGUCAAUGACGACGAAGAAGACCCUUUGGACGCCUUCAUGUCCACUGUCAAGACGCAGGUGGCCCAAGUCAAUGCAGAGGACCGACGCAAGGCAGGUGCAAGUGGUGAGAGCGACCAUACCGAGGCCAAGUCCAAAGCGGUUGUGCUUGGACAGGACGACAGCGACGCAGAAGUCGAUGACCAAGACGACGAGCUCGACGAGCUCGACCGUGUCGGUGUCGCCACCGAGGACCUUCUGGCUCUCGCCGCCAAAAAAAUUAAGAAAAAAGAGCUUGUCACCGUCGAUCACGCCUCCGUGGACUACGAGCCUUUCCGCAAGGACUUCUACAACCCUCCCGGCGAGAUCCAGGACAUGUCCGAGGAGCUCGCCAACCAGAUUCGUCUCGAGAUGGACGCCAUUACUGUGCGCGGCAAGGACUGCCCCAAACCUCUUACCAAAUGGUCGCAUUGCGGACUUCCUGCCAGCUGUCUGGACGUCAUCAAGCGCCUUGGUUAUGCUGCGCCCACGCCCAUCCAGAGCCAAGCCAUCCCAGCCAUUAUGUCGGGUCGGGACAUUAUCGGCGUAGCAAAGACAGGUUCGGGUAAAACUAUGGCCUUCCUGCUGCCCAUGUUCCGACAUAUCAAGGACCAGCGCCCCGUCGAGGUUGCUGAAGGUCCCGUCGGCAUCAUCAUGACGCCCACCCGCGAACUUGCCGUGCAGAUCUAUCGCGAGAUGAGGCCCUUCAUCAAAGCGCUCGGCCUUCGCGCCGCUUGUGUCUAUGGAGGAGCCCCUAUCUCGGAGCAGAUUGCCGAGAUGAAAAAGACCGCCGACAUUGUGGUGGCCACGCCGGGCCGACUCAUCGACCUCUUGACCGCCAACUCAGGGCGCGUCACCAAUCUGCAUCGCGUCACCUACCUCGUGCUGGACGAAGCAGAUCGCAUGUUUGACAUGGGCUUCGAGCCGCAGGUGAUGAAGAUCGUGAAUAACAUUCGCCCAGACCGCCAAACCGUGCUGUUUUCCGCCACUUUCCCCAAACAGAUGGAGUCACUGGCGCGUAAGGUGCUCAAGAACAAGCCGCUCGAGAUCACCGUCGGUGGACGCAGCGUCGUUGCCGCCGAGAUCGAGCAGAUCGUCGAGGUGCGACCCGAAACCACCAAGUUUCACCGUCUUCUGGAGAUCCUCGGCGAGCUAUACAACCGCGAAAAGGAAGCGCGCACGCUCAUCUUUGUCGAUCGUCAAGAGGCAGCUGACGACUUGCUCAAAGACCUCACCCGCAAGGGAUACGUCACCAUGUCGCUGCACGGUGGCAAGGAUCAGGUAGACCGUGAUGAAACGAUUUCUGAUUUCAAGGCGGGCAAUGUGCCCAUCGUGACGGCCACCUCGGUUGCAGCGCGUGGCCUCGACGUCAAGCAACUCAAGCUGGUCAUCAACUAUGAUGUGCCCAACCACAUGGAAGACUAUGUGCACCGUGCCGGACGCACAGGUCGGGCGGGUCAGAAAGGAACGUGCAUCACCUUCAUCACGCCCGAGCAGGAUCGAUACGCACGCGACAUUAUCGCAGCGCUGAAGGCCAGUGCAGCGCACGUCCCCGCAGAGCUCGAGGCGAUGGCAGCCGCAUUCAAGGAGAAGCUCGCAGCAGGCAAGGCAAAAGCAGCCGGAUCUGGUUUCGGAGGCAAGGGUCUAGACCGCCUCGAAACGGACCGCGAAAAGGUGCUCAAGGCCCAAAAGUCGGCGUAUGGCGAAGCAGACGAAGACAGCAAGGCGGCCAAUGCAGGCGAUACGAGCGAAGCCAACGCUAAAGCAAGUGCAACAACGGCCGCCUCGGCGAGCUCAGAUGACCAGCUGAGCAAGGUUCAAGGCAUGAAGAUCGAGAUCAUGCAUGGCGCAGCUCCCGAGUCGGUGCGGGACAAUAAGAUUGUUUCAGUCGGCGAGGAAGCAUCGGCUGCAGCCGCCAAAACUAAAGCGGAUCAGGAACAAGAGAAGAAAGAAGCUGCACAGCUCAAGGCACAAGAAGCGGCGCUCGAAGCUGCCAAAGCGCACGGCGCCGAUACCACCAAGCUGGCCGCCGUGCUGGAAAACAUCCGCAAGCAGGCCAAUGCGCGCAAGGAAGCGGCUCGCAACUCAGACGCGGACAAGCAGAAAGAGCGCAAAGCGCGUGAUCCGGACGCCACCGAUUUCCACGCGAUCGUGCCGAUCAACGACUUCCCGCAGCGAGCGCGCUGGAGGGUGACCAACAAGGAGACGAUGAGCCAUCUGAUCGAAUCGACGGGCGCGUCGAUCACAAACAAGGGCGUGUUCUACAAAGAAGGCACCGAGCCACAGCCAGGUGAGCCGCCCAAGCUGCAACUUUUGAUCGAGUCGAACACCAAGUCGAUGGUGGAGGAUGCGGUGCGAGAGAUCCAGCGUCUGUUGGUCGAAGCGACGCAAGCUGCGCUCGAGGCAGAAGCGAGGAAUCCGGGCACCACAGGCCGAUAUACUGUGGUGUGA
Sporisorium graminicola is the source of this 3513-nucleotide messenger RNA. RefSeq lists its product as uncharacterized. Lineage: Eukaryota; Fungi; Basidiomycota; Ustilaginomycetes; Ustilaginales; Ustilaginaceae. The transcript has a single exon. The record is from RefSeq and is a predicted model, not a curated record. The coding region runs from base 1 to 3513 and encodes 1170 amino acids. Gene Ontology annotation, molecular function: RNA helicase activity; ATP binding; RNA binding.